Molecule: messenger RNA, 264 nt
Organism: Lactuca virosa
Lineage: Eukaryota; Viridiplantae; Streptophyta; Magnoliopsida; Asterales; Asteraceae
Source: the annotation of a GenBank genome assembly
AUGGAGGCUGGUGACCACAUUACUAUCACUGUUACACCGCAGAGGCGUGAACUUGAUCCAUAUUAUGAACUUGUAAAGGAGUGUGGGACGGCCCCAGAUGGCAAGUACAAAAGGAAAAGUAUUGGUUCAAAGCUUUAUCCCCAACGAAGGAAGGCUGACAUAGUUGGUCGAGCAUGUAAGGAAAAGGAAUUGGAUUUCGAAAACCAGAUGGCGAAUAACACUAGCAGUUGCCAGAACUUACACAGACAAGCAAUUUAUUGUUGA